Gossypium arboreum is the source of this 711-nucleotide messenger RNA. RefSeq lists its product as uncharacterized. NCBI's taxonomy places the organism in Eukaryota, Viridiplantae, Streptophyta, Magnoliopsida, Malvales, Malvaceae. The transcript has a single exon. Bases 1 to 711 code for a protein of 236 amino acids. The record is from RefSeq and is a predicted model, not a curated record.
AUGACAACAUAUUCAAGUUUGAAGCUUGGUGGGAUACUGGAGGACUCGUUCGCUAAUGAAGUUAAAUACAUCUGGGAAACGUCAUCAAAGGACUUGCUGCAAAAGUUAGAUAACUUUAAAAAGGGUUUAGAAAGAUGGGCUGGACAAAUACAAAUAAAUAGAAAGAGGAGGAAGGAGUUUUUAAUAGAAAAAUUAUCAGAGUUGCUUGGAGCUGAAAGAGAUGAUAAUUUGGCUGAGAUGAUUGAUGCCAAGAUCCAAUUAAACUUUGAGGUUGAAAAAGACGAACUCUACUUGGGACAAAGAGCUCAACUAAACUGGUUGAAAUUUGGCGAUAGGAAUACAACAUUUUUUCAUAGCCAAGCAACACAGUAUCGGAGAAAAAAAUUUAUUCAUAAAUUGCAAAAUGAGGAUGGAAGGGAAACGGAGGUCUUACAGGAAAUAGAGGGUGUUGUGAGAUCUUAUUUUCAAAAUUUAUUUUCGGCAGGGGAAAGGGGAAAUUAUGAAUAUUUUCUUUCGGGUAUAGAUCAACGUGUCUCUGAGGAGGAUAACCAAAGACUUAUGGCGCAACACACAAAGGAGGAGAUUCGAGAGGCAAUGUUCGAGAUAGGGCCGAAAAAGCACCAGAGGAAGAUGAAUUCCCACAUUUAUUUUCUCAGAAAUGCUGGCAUAUUAUUAGAGAAGAUAUCACCUCUUCUUGUCUACAAUUUCUGA